AUGCUCGACAGCAAACCGACCGCGAGUGGACCGUCGGACAAGAACACGCUCAAAACUGGACUUGAACCCAGUUGCCGACUGGCUGGAGAGCAACAGGAUGGCGCUGACGGUCGGUCCACUUGCGGCUCUGCUCAGGAGGCAUUUGUAUCGACAAUUGGCUAUUCAAAUUGGAUGCACCGUCGUGUAAAUGAUGCGCUCUAA
This is a messenger RNA of Protopolystoma xenopodis, 201 nucleotides long. The record is from the annotation of a GenBank genome assembly. NCBI's taxonomy places the organism in Eukaryota, Metazoa, Platyhelminthes, Monogenea, Polystomatidea, Polystomatidae.